This is a messenger RNA of Drosophila kikkawai, 915 nucleotides long. RefSeq lists its product as uncharacterized. NCBI's taxonomy places the organism in Eukaryota, Metazoa, Arthropoda, Insecta, Diptera, Drosophilidae. The record is from RefSeq and is a predicted model, not a curated record.
AUGGCCUUUAAACUGAGUUUGAUUACUUUUUUGGCUUUAAUAGCUGUGGGAAUGGCUUUAACUACAACAAAAGCAACAACAACGACCACCAAGCCCAAUAAUAUAAAACCAAAGGAACCCCUAGAUAGACGUGACAAACGUCAGUUGAAUAAAGCCCAAACAAGCUUGGCUGGAGCCAAUGGCAACUUUCCCAUCUUCUUUGACGGUGUCAAUGUGAAUCCCCAGCCUCUGCAGCCCCUACAGCCACUUCCCCCCCUUCAACAGCUGCAGCCCCUGCAGCCCAUCACUGUGGUAACCCCGGUGGCCUCCAACUCGAAUGCCCAGAGCCAGCAGCCUCAGAACGGUUGGUUCUCCGGUUUUGGCCAGAAUCUGCCCGUCAUCGGCACUCUCGUUGGAGGACUGCCCAGCCUGAUCAGUGGCCUGGGACUGGGCUCCAUGAACGGGGGCUUCGGCACCCUGGGCGGUCUGAAUCUUGGCAAUCUGGGCCUGGGCACCGUCACGCCGGUGGUGGCGGCUCCAGUGCAGCCCGCACCCAGCUCUCAGGGCAGCUGCCCGCUAACCCAGAAGCUGAGUUGCCGCUGCGAGCCAUUGAUCCAGCUGCCGGGACUGAAGCCCAUCGGUAGCGGCGGCGCAGGUCCUCUGAGAUCCCAGCUGGUGCAGAUCCAGCGGCAGAAUGCCCGUGUAAACGAGGAUGGAUCGCAGGAGGUGCGAGUGAUUUUGAGCAGCGGACAUGUGAUCUACCGGCGAAUGGCCAAGGACAUGGGCCAGAGCGGCUACAUAGCCAUGAAGAUUCAGUCGGGCAAAUACCUAACCAUCUACUACAGCGUCAACAGGGAGGAGUACUCGGUGCGGGCGGACGUUAAGGAUGCGCCGCCCACCUCGGAUUUUGAUGAGGAGCUGAGUGGACAGUUUUAA